Molecule: messenger RNA, 4173 nt
Organism: Oncorhynchus gorbuscha (pink salmon)
Lineage: Eukaryota; Metazoa; Chordata; Actinopteri; Salmoniformes; Salmonidae
Product: transcriptional regulator ATRX-like
Molecular function (GO): DNA binding; ATP-dependent chromatin remodeler activity; ATP binding
Source: RefSeq, a predicted model, not a curated record
UCGCAAUGACGAAGGCAUCGGAGAAACAGCGCCAUUUUUGCUUAGCUAGCGCCUCUGUCGGUGUGUGGCAUUGUGUUAGAAAUCUGAGUAGAAAUUACUUGCAAUAAUGAGGGUAAUUGUGAAAUUUUGGGGGGAAUAAGCCCAUAUAGUGCCCCGUUUGCAUAAGGUGCAUUUGACCAGCUCAAGAUGUCCUCAGAGAUGCUCAGCGUUCCUGCUGGCACGAGCAAGCUCGAUGUGUUGGUGACCAAACUGCACGAAUUCUUGGCUCAUGCUCCAGAGGAUGAUGAGGACAGACUGGUGACAGAAAGUCCUGUUGGUAUGACAAACAAGGACUGUGUGGAGCCACACUCAACAGACCGAACCCCUCUUGAGACCUCAACAGACACCUUGAAGCAGUCUGGAUGUGGUUCCAGGAGAAAACCUUCAGUUGUGAUUAAACACAGUGGACUGGAUGAAUCUGGUGCUUCAAAUGAAAGUGAUGAUGAUGAUGAUGGCUUGAUCAUCAAUUCAAACGGUUAUCCUGAUGUAACAAGAUUACCUAAAGGCACUGUACUGGUGAGGCCUGAGCCAGUGGAAAAUGUCAGAGAUGACUUCAGAGGUCCCGAAUUCCGUUGCGGAAAAUCUGGCAAUCUGAAGAGAGCUUUUUCUAGGAGACGUGGAGGUGGUGAACACUUGGAGAUUGUUAGCUGUACAGCCUGUGGCCAGCAAGUUAACCACUUCCAGAGGGACUCCUUCUAUCAGCAUCCAGUACUCAAAGUACUUAUUUGCAAGUCUUGUUUCAAGUAUUACUCAAGUGAUGAUAUCAGCAAGGAUUGUGAUGGCAUGGAUGAACAGUGCAGAUGGUGUGCAGAGGGGGGAAACCUGAUCUGCUGCGACUUUUGCCCCAAUGCCUUCUGUAAGAAAUGCAUUUUGCGGAACCUGGGGCGAAAAGAGUUGUCUGGCAUCCUGGAUGAGGAGAGUAAGUGGUACUGCUACGUAUGUAGCCCAGAGCCUCUUCUGGACCUGGUUGUCGCUUGUGACAACGUCCUUGACAACUUGGGGCAUUUGUGGCCAGACCACCGCAAGAGGGGCAGGGGCGAGGGAAAAUCUGGACAUUAUGACUCCCAUCCAAGGCAUUCUCAAAACAUUCCCGUGGGUCAUUGGAACCAUAGUGGCAUGGAUGGUCACGUUGUGUUCAACUACAACACCCUUCAAAUUCCAGAGGAGAUGGCCAAAAAGGCUAAAAACCUGGUGGACUCUACAAACACUGUAAACACAACUUUUGUGAAGUUCAUUCAAGGUGGCAUGCAGCAGAAACAGACAACCGAGUUAAAACUACAAUACCUGAAGACUUUCCAGUCAGUACUGAAGGGUCUGAAGAAGUCUCAGACGGCUCUGGAGGAAGCCCUUUUGGAGGAGUUCAGAGAGAUGGGUUUGCCAAAUGGUGGCGAAAACCCCACGUUUGAUGAUACUGAUGUACCUCAACAAGAACAAGAGGAUUGUGUGGAAAUUGACAUUUCUGAUAAGAAUGGCCUUCAUUACUUAAAGAAAAUUGCAGCUGAACAUUUGGAAGAGAAUGAUUCAGACUCAAAUGGCUUUAUGGAUGAUGGAAGGCCUUCGUCCUCAAUUGAAAUGAAAGGUGUCCUUGGCACAGAGAUAAUUCCCAGACGAGGUAGAGGCAGGCCGCGGAAAAACUCAAAGCCUGGAGAAGAUGCUUGCAACGUGACAAAACAACUGGUGGUGCAAAUUUCACCUGCCCCUGUUGAACAAGAGCCACUCUCUGGCCCCGCAGAGUUGGAGGUGGAAGUGGAGUUGGAGGCAGAGGAGGAAGAGGAAGAGAGAAAAGAAAAAGUGGAGGAACGGGAGGGAGACUGUGAAUCUAUUGAACUUGUAACAGAGGGGGAGUAUGAAUCUGCUGAGGGAAGCGAAUCUCUGGAACUGGAAGAGGAACCAGACAAUAGACGCUCACCUCGGGUAAAGACCACACCCUUGCGCAGGCCAGGUGAGGGCAAGACCCAGCCGACCCCCUCGGGUGCAGACAGUGAGAGUGACUCGGACCCUGACACCAGCCCCAAUGCUGAAGUGCCUCAAGGAGCUGACGAGGGAGGGCGUGGGAGAGGAACUGAUGACUCUGACUCCGAUGAGGUCCCAGCUGUCCUCCAGCGGGCCGCCAUGACGCGUAGUUCAGACGAAGCCGAGAGUGACGAUGGAGACCAUCGGAGUGUGACCAAGAAAUGCCUCUUCGGCCUGAAGAAGAACACGCCCCUCUCUCCAGAAAGAGUUGUCCGCAAACGCAAGGUGCCAGACCGUUCCUCUGACUCUGAUUCCUCCAGUGACGAUCCGGACCUGCAGAAGGAGAUCAAGACUAUGACCAGGCCCAGGGGGAGGCCUCGGAAGGUUAAGAGAGAGGAUGAACCUACCCCCAGCAAGGAUAGUCCUCAACAUAGGCCUAGGGGCAGACCUCGGAAGGUCAAGAAAGAGGAUGAAUCUACAUCCAGCAAGGAGGAUAAUACCCAGGCAGCCAAGCCUCAAAGCACACCUCAAUCCGAGCAUAGAAUGAAGCAGACGCCAUCCUCUUCCAGUCAAGAAGAGGGGGACCUGGACUCUGAGUCUAGCGAUGUCAGUGGUGACCAGAAGAUCAAGCCUAUCACUGAGGAGGUGGCCUUACUGGGGGCAGCAGCUUUCCACCAGUCGUCCGGCGAUGAAGAGCAGCCCCAGUCUGGGCCUUCUUGGGCAGCAGAAGAUGAUGACGAUCCAGAAAAUAGGUAUGGUUCAGAACGAACGGACAUAGCGUUUGUAACACACCCUAGGCGCAGGAGAAAGGCCAUGCCACGGAACCCUAAGUUGAGUGCUAAUAAUGGGGACUCCUCUGUUGUCAAGACCCUGUCCCAAUCGAACCAGUCUCGUCCAACUCGCAGCUGCAGUGAGAAAUUGGAUAGCCAGAGUAGUGAUAAUGAUAGCCAAUCACCGCAGGAAGAGUCUGGUAUGAGUGAAGAGCUGAGCCAAUCCUCUACAUCAUCUACCUCUAGAGUCGAGAGGGAAUCAGUCCGUAGUUAUCUACAGAAGAAGCAGCAACCCUCAUAUAUUGUGCUGUCUGACUCCAGUGUCCAUAAGAGUGACGAUGAAGAGAAGGACGGCGAGGAAGGGGACAACAAAGGUACACCUAAGGGCCGCAAGAAGAUCCGCAGGAUCAUCGUGAUUGUUUUUGAGGAUGAGGCUUCUCAUGUGGCCUGUCCCAUCACCACUAAGCUGGUCCUGGAUCAGGAUGAGGGGACAAAGGAGCCACUCAUCCAGGUGCACAGGAACCUGGUGACCAGGCUCAAGCCUCACCAGGUGGAUGGUGUGCAGUUUAUCUGGGACUGUUGUGAGUCUGUGAAGAAGGCCAAUUCAACCCCUGGAUCAGGCUGCUUACUGGCCCACUGCAUGGGCCUAGGAAAGACACUGCAGGUUGAGGUUCAGUCAGACACUAUGGAGGAGAAGAUCUAUGACCUGCAGGUGGCCAAGCAAUCACUGUGGUAUCGGGUGGUGGACCAGCAGCAGAUACAGAGACACUUCACACUGUUUGAACUGACGGCGCUCUACAUGUUUGAGCCAGACCUGCUGGAUGACCCCAACUCUGAGAAGAAGAGCAAGAGGACCACACCCCUGCUGCCCAAGGACAUGGUGCUGGCAGAGCUGCUGCAGAGCUGUAAAGGGCAGAUUGUCUGCUACCAUGAACACGAGUCCCUGCUGGACCACAAAGAGGAGGAGGAGCUCAGUGAGGCUGACCGCAAAACUGCCUGGGCUGAGUACGAGGCAGAGAACACAGCAACACCAACGUUCCCAGCCCCUCCACCUCCACAACUCAGUCUCUCAUCCCUGUACAAGAAAACUAAUGGGCAGCUGAAGAACAUGAUUUAUUCUAGCUGUGAGAAGGUCAACGAGGCCAUCAAGUCCCUGCAUUCCUUACUGAACCUCUCCCUGGAUGACUAUGUGUUGCGCUUGUGGCAAGAUAACCCAAGUCUAGAUGAGAAACAGGUGAGAGCCCUGGCCCAGACCUGGAAAACGAGCAAUGACAAGGAGCGGGAGUGACGACUGGCCUUACAUCACGACCUCCUCGCAAAACAACAAUCAGUAAGCCGCAAUUCUCAACAUUUUAUUUUUUCUUUCUGGUUUUGAUAUGUCUUUAACUUGUAACUGCUUAACCUUACAUCU